AUGACACUUGGUGAAGGUGAAGGUCCGCGUUGCAAGGGCGAGCGAGCGUGUUGGCAGGCGCGACGCCGUGAGCACGACAAGCACUGGCGCAACGUGCUUCUCAAGCUUGCGGAUGUGGUCAUUGCCACGCCACACACACUCACGGUGAUCGAACUGCGCCCCCUAAGAGGGGCAGAAGGCCGGGCACAGGCGCCAGCAGCGAGCCGCGCGGACAACAGGUGCGACGUGCGCACCGCGAACCCCAAACACGGCCAGCACGAGCACCGGAAACGACACACAAUGUGUGACCGCCGGCGCGUCCGUGACCGUGAGCACGGGAUCGUGGGGCUGGAGACGAAUCUCGGCACGCUUCGCGUUCAAUUGCUGCCUGAUUGUGCACCCCGUUCUGUGGAUUACUUCAUCGAGCUCUUGGGCUUGCACAACUGUGCCGGGUGCAGAUUCUAUCGUGCCGAAGGCCGUGGGCAUCUGUGGGAUGCACAAGGCGACAGCAUAAAAAAUGCUGCAUCUGGUCCACCAUAUGGGCUGCUUCAAGGGACACUGGAAGUGGACGGCGUAGCCUUCAAGGAGAUACCGAGAGAAGGGUGCUCAGCGGUGAGAAGAGGAUCUGUGGCGUGGGUGGGGUCAGGGCCAGAGUUCCUGAUCAGCCUGGCGAACCAUGAGGAGUGGAAGGACACCUACACGGUGUUCGGGUACGUGGUGCCAGAGGACAUGGCCAUCGCUGAGGAGAUGGCGAUGCUGCCAACCAGCACGGACGUCUGGAGCAAUGUGACUGUGAGGCUGCUGAAGGACCCAGUGUAUUUCAAGGUGAAGCGAAAGAGCAACGCUAGCGCCGUGUAGGCCUUUUGAAUUCAUUGUUGAUUUUCUUGUUUGUUUGGUACUACAGGCAACGAAGAGGGAUGGGAACUAGAUGAGAAUCAGACACAUUGUGUAGCAAAAUACGGUCCAAAAGGUUAAAGCAGGAAUUAUGUGUAAAGAGAGGAAAAAAUAGAGGAGGUUUGGAAAGAGAAAGAUUCACCUGUUAUUUGUUACCUAUCAGCAAGCCAUUUCAUGAUCUUGUUUUCUUA
Messenger RNA from Lolium perenne, 1064 nucleotides. NCBI's taxonomy places the organism in Eukaryota, Viridiplantae, Streptophyta, Magnoliopsida, Poales, Poaceae. The record is from RefSeq and is a predicted model, not a curated record.